Molecule: messenger RNA, 1011 nt
Organism: Neurospora tetraspora
Lineage: Eukaryota; Fungi; Ascomycota; Sordariomycetes; Sordariales; Sordariaceae
Exons: 2
Coding region: 1-1011 (336 amino acids)
Source: RefSeq, a predicted model, not a curated record
AUGUUGAGAGCACUUACCGUUCUCUCUCUGCUCUUUUCCAAGCCUCCUCAACCAGCAGGUCUCAACAUCACCAUCCUUCAACCCGACGUGCCCUUUGUCCCUCACCCUCACCCGUUACCCGGCGCUGCUUCCGACGCAAAAGAGAUCAUUCGGCAAUUUGUGGAACUUGAUCGUUCAACAAAAUGGAAGCUUGUCGAUAAGGUCAAGUUCGAAGGCGACACCUACGAACCCGAAGGCAUAGUUCGCAUUGGCAAUGAUCGCUACUUCGUAUCGGCUGGUGAAUACAUUGUUCCAACGUCCAAAUACAAUGAGACCAUCAAUGGCACGGAUCGAACAGCUGGCGAAGGGUUCGCCCAUAUGAUCAUCUUUGAUGGCAAAGGGAAGCGUAUUGCUGAUGCCUCAAUCUCACAAGCCAAGUCUCUCGAGUACCACAACGGCGGCGUUGACUAUGAUGGAACCUACAUCUGGGCCACCCUCUCCCAAUACCGUCCCAACACAACAGGAACGCUUGUGAGGAUGCGCCCCGACACGCUGGUACCAGAGCCCAUCCUGAGUGCUGCAGACCACCAGGGAGGAGCGGUCCACGACACAAAAUCCGGAACCGUUGUCACCUUGAACUGGGGGUCGCGCAAAGCGUCGAUCUGGAACGGGCACGACAAGCAUCAGGCGCCGCCCGAGUUUACUCGACCCAAGGCAGAGGUCAGAAACCCGAGCAGCUUCGUCGACUAUCAGGAUUGCAAAUUCCUGGGUCGUUACGAGCUCUAUGGGUCCCGGCCGGUGAUGUUAUGCUCUGGCGUUGCAGACCUGGCCAACACGCGAAUCGGCGGUCUCGCGAUAGUGGACAUGGAGACUAUGGUUCCUUUACACGAGGUUCCCGUGACCUUGGUGUCGGAACUUGGUGCGGCAAUGACCAAGAAUCCGAUGGACGUGGCUGUCGUGGAUGGUAAAAUGAGGCUGUUCUUUUUGCCCGAUGAAAGGAAUUCGACACUCUAUGUGUACGAGGCGGCUUGA